AUGCGUUACACCACUGCUCUCAUUGCUGCUCUGCAGGUCGCUAGCUUCGUCCAGGCCAGCCCUAUUCUCUCUGACAGAGACAUCGCUGCGCCUGUCGAUAGCCAGGCUCUCGACGUUCGCAGUCCUGGAGACAUCGCCAACCUCGACGCCGACAAGAUCGUCGACCUCGAGCGUGUUGCCUACAAGGGCGCCGUCAUCUUGCUUCACCUCUUCUACGACCUGGCUGUCAACCACGUCGUCUUCUACUGGACCAUUGACGGCACGACCCCGGCUCCCGGCAGCAUCCCUCUCGCCUUUGACGACCCUAUCGGCGGUGGUUUCCCUCUGAGACAGUACACCCACGACACUCGCUACAACCUUGGAAGUGCUAUGCGCCCUGGCGAUGUAAUCAAGGUCACCCCUUAG
Colletotrichum tamarilloi is the source of this 405-nucleotide messenger RNA. RefSeq lists its product as uncharacterized. The transcript is spliced from 2 exons. The coding region runs from base 1 to 405 and encodes 134 amino acids. The record is from RefSeq and is a predicted model, not a curated record. Lineage: Eukaryota; Fungi; Ascomycota; Sordariomycetes; Glomerellales; Glomerellaceae.